Knipowitschia caucasica is the source of this 3831-nucleotide messenger RNA. The record is from the annotation of a GenBank genome assembly. NCBI's taxonomy places the organism in Eukaryota, Metazoa, Chordata, Actinopteri, Gobiiformes, Gobiidae.
AUGAUGGCCAAAAAGCAAGAUGCCCGGACACCUACCUACAACCUGGUUGUAGUUGGGUUGUCUGGAACAGAGAAGGAGAAAGGCCAGUGUGGAGUGGGCAAGUCCUGCCUCUGUAACAGAUUUGUCCGGCCAAGUGCAGAUGACUUCUACCUGGACCACACCUCUGUCCUGAGCACAAGUGAUUUUGGAGGCCGUGUGGUGAACAAUGACCACUUCUUGUUCUGGGGAGAAGCAGCAAGGCCAUCUGAGGAAGGCCAGGAGUGCCGCAUGAAUGUGGUGGAGCAGACAGAGUUUAUCGAUGACCAAACGUUUCAGCCACAUCGUAGCACAGCUCUCCAGCCCUACAUAAAGAGGGCUGCAUCCCCCAAGCUUGCUUCUGCUGAGAAGCUAAUGUAUUUUUGCACAGAUCAGUUGGGACUGGAGCAGGACUUUGAGCAGAAACAAAUGCCAGAGGGAAAGUUAACAGUUGACGGCUUCUUACUCUCUAUAGAUGUAAGCAGAGGCAUGAACCGUAGUUUUGAGGAUCAGAUGAAAUUUAUUACGAACUUGUACAACCAGUUAGCCAAAACAAAGAAGCCUGUGGUCAUUGUUCUCACUAAAUGUGAUGAAGGUGUUGAGCGUUAUAUUAAAGACUCUCAUUCUUUUGCCAUAGCAAAGAAAAACUUGCAGGUUGUAGAAACUUCCGCUCGGUCUAAUGUCAAUGUGGAUUUAGCUUUUUUAACACUAGUCCAGCUAAUAGACAAAAGCAGGGGGAAACCUAAGAUCAUCCCUUACUUUGAGGCUUUGAAACUGCAGAGUCAACAAAUUGCCUCAGCCAAAGAUCGUUAUGAGUGGUUGGUGAACCGAAUUACAAAAAACCAUAAUGAAACAUGGCCCAAUGUCAGUCGCAAAAUGCAAACUGCCCCAGAAUAUAAGGAAUAUGUCUUCCUGGAGGGGACGGCAAAAGCCAAGAAGCUGUUCCAGCAGCAUGUGCACAGACUAAAACAGGAGCACAUAGAGAAGAGAAGGAGGGCCUAUCUGAGCACUCUGCCCCAGGCACUCUCUGUGCUCUUACCGGAGUUAGACGAGAUCGACCACUUGAGCUGGUCUGGCGUUCAGAAAGUCUUGGAGACAAAAAGAGAGUUCUCCCAGUGGUUUGUUGUGUUAGAUGACACUCCAUGGGAAACCACUCCACACAUUGACAACGUGGAGAAUGAUCGAAUCCCUCAGGAUCUGCUGGAAACUCCUGCUGCUCAAAGUAUCUAUGAAAGUCAUCUGGAGCAGCUCAGGAAUGAGCGUAAACGUGCGGAGAUGAGGUGGGAGUUCAAGGAAAGACUGAGUGUGUCUCCAUUCAUCACACCAGGCAAACCCUGGGAGGAGGCCCGCAGCUUCAUCAUGAACGAGGACUUCUAUGUGUGGUUGGAUGAGGCAGAAUAUUUAGACAUUUACAACAAGCACCAGAAGGAGAUCAUUGACAGAGCCAAAGAGGACUUUCAAGAACUUCUGCUAGAAUAUUCUGAGCUCUUUUAUGAGUUAGAAGUAGAUGCUAAACCAAGUAAAGAGAAAAUGGGAGCUAUCCAGGAGGUUCUGGAUCCGGCAUCCCCUGGUGUGGGUUAUGCACGUAAUGUCAGUGAGAGGCAAAUCAACCAGAUGCUCAAAGGUAUUCUUGAAACACGCCGCGGUAUAGGCAGUAGUUCCCCUCCCCUACCACCACCCUCCUCAGUGUUCAGGGACUCUCAGUCACAGUCUGGGUCUGAGGCAGUUCUGCGGAUAGUGAUGUGCAUGAUGUGUGGAGACACGUAUGACCUGGACCAGCUCCUUGCCCCCUUUCUACUGUCGCAGCACUGUCGCCCUGCCUUGAGCCUCAGCAGUGAUAUCAUCCCAGUCCAACUGUUAGCUGUUGGAGAAAGUCAGAUGGAGCUGACGGACUCUGAUUCUGCCAAAGAGCAAGUAAGUCAGGGAGAUGAGUUGGCACAUGAGAUUGAGGCUAGAUUCAACACUGUAAUCUGUGGGCAUGGGGGUGUUGUAGGUGGGCUUCACAAAAUGGAUCUUUUUCAGUCCUUCCUCAAAGAAGUUGUGGAAAAGCGCACUAUAGUAGAAGCAACACACAUGUAUGACAAUGUAGCAGAGGCAUGCACCAAUGAAAGUAUCAGCCCUCGCUGUGGUUCUCCUAGUCCUGUUAACUUCCUCCUUGACUCGGAGGAUGACAUUGACCCCUCGCCCCCAUACCCUCUCCUCUCAGAAGUUGGCACCCUUGGCUCCCACCUGGGAACUUUUAAACUCCCAGAUUUAGAUUCAAGUGACACUUUCUCUGUCAUUUCUGAACUCAGUACUUUUGAAAGCAAGUUGAACAAUAAGGUUCCUCCACAAGUCAAGCCCAAGCCUGUGCGAAAGGUCAACUUGAGUCCGUACAUGGAUCAGCAGGGUGGAACAAACAGACGCUCUUUACCACAAACUGUGACCUGGGCUCCGGGGAGUGAAGGAGGGUAUGAUCCCUCAGAUUAUGCAGAACCUAUGGAUGCUGUGAGUAAACCUCGUCCCACUGAGGAAGAGACUAUUUACUCUGUUCCUCAUGACAGUACACAGGGUAAAAUCAUCACAAUCCGCAACGCUAACAAGGGCCACUCUAAUGGAAGUGCUGGGAACGGCUCUGACAGUGAGGCUGACAGCAGCUCUCUGGAGCGAAGGAGGAAACUGUCCGCCAUUGGGAUAAAGCCGAAGCUGUACCGGGACAGGUCCAAACGACUUGGGAAAUUCAGCAGUUUCAGGACUAGCUUUUCCAUUGGCAGUGAUGAUGAGAUGAGCGGACCCCCUAAACCUGAGGAUGGAGGAGGACAUAAGGACUCCAUUGAAGAAAUUGAAGACCCAAAAAGAAGAAAUAUUCUGAAGAGCCUCCGCAGAACUAAGAAACAACGAGCCAAGCCAAGGCAUUCUAUUUCCAAACCAAUUGAAAGCAACUACUUUGGGAUGCCCCUGUCCAGUGUAGUCACUCUUGAGAGGCCUAUCCCUGUCUUCAUUGAGAAGUGCAUUCAUUUCAUUGAAACAACAGGCUUGAACACAGAGGGCAUCUACAGGGUCAGCGGGAACAAGGCUGAGAUGGAGAGCAUGCAGCGGCAAUUUGAUCACGACUAUAACCUGGACCUGGUAGAGAAGGACUUCAGCAUCAACACAGUGGCAGGAGCCAUGAAAGCCUUUUUCUCUGAGCUGCCUGACCCACUGGUGCCCUACAGCAUGCAGGCAGAUCUGGUGGAUGCCUUCAAAAUGAACGAUAGAGAGCAGCGCUUUCAGACGAUGAAGGACAUUCUGCGGCGUUUCCCCAGAGAGAACUAUGAGGUCUUCAAAUAUGUCGUCAGCCACUUAUACAAGGUGAGCCAGCAGAGUAAGUUGAAUCUAAUGACAAGUGAGAACCUGUCCAUCUGCUUUUGGCCCACGCUGAUGCGACCGGACUUCACAACCAUGGACGCUCUGACCGCCACACGCACCUACCAGACAAUCAUCGAGAGCUUCAUCCAACAAUGCUCCUACUUCUUCUACAAUCAGCCGCUGGCCGACUUGCCCAGGUCUCCCACCUCCAGCUCUGGGGGAGGAACCUCUGCCUACUCUUGCAUGGCCGCGGUUUACUCUUCCUCUCCUACGCCUUCCCCCGCACCCUACGUCAUGCCCGCAACUCCACCGGUCAUCCCGCAUUACGGUCCACCCAUUCACCACCACCAUCAUCAUCAUCAUCACCACGGUCUACACCAGUCCCCACAGAACUCCCCACCUGCCACACCCCAAUCUCCAAUACCAUCUCUCCUGCCGCCUGCCCUCCACCCCCACCACCACUCCCCUGCGGAACAACACACGCUGUGA